Molecule: messenger RNA, 2501 nt
Organism: Saprolegnia diclina VS20
Lineage: Eukaryota; Oomycota; Saprolegniomycetes; Saprolegniales; Saprolegniaceae
Exons: 3
Coding region: 572-2236 (554 amino acids)
Biological process (GO): L-tryptophan biosynthetic process
Molecular function (GO): anthranilate synthase activity
Source: RefSeq, a predicted model, not a curated record
CUGCGAAAAGAAGGCAGAAAAAGGCUGGCCUCGACGCAUACACCACUCUGACUCUCGGAGCUCACUCUCGGAUGUAAUGCCAUCGGCCGCUCGUCGCAUGACGAGGUGGCAAAGCGCUUGCGCCAGCUCGGAGGUUCGCGCGUCCGUCGUUGCGUCCAGUACACAUGAAGAAGAGUAGGGGGCCCUACGCCACAUACCCCUGCGCCGAGUAUUAUAUACGCCCGGUGGGUAGUGUAAUCUACGGCAGCCACUGCCAGUUGACAUGUUGCAUGCAAUCCGAAUCACACCCGCCCUCAUGUUGCCCUUCAAAGGCAAGCGCCGACGUCAACUGCAAUGCCCUCAACGAGGGUACUGAUGACGCUACACGCUGGCUUUCCUCGGCGACUCGUAGAGUGUCGAGACUGGCGCUGUGGUCAUUCGCUGCUGGCCUGCUAGUCGGCGAUCGGGCAUCUUGCGACUGCAGCGCGUGCAGACGCGUGCCAUGGUCAUCCGGAUAACGCGCUGCCGGAAUCCCACCACAAGAACACUGGGGCAAACUGUUCGGAGCUUCGAUCUUCGACUAUGAAGCUUGAUGUUUGUAUGGGCUUGUGCGAACUACGUGUGUGGGUUGAAUGCGCAAUGUCGUGAUUGCCGAUUCACGUGGGGAAAACUCUGCGGAAUAUCUUUUGCCCAUUGGCAUCGAGAGCCAUUUCCAAAGAGCAAGAUGGCCGCCAACUUGCAGCCGACGCUUGAAGCCGCCAAGGCGCUUGCGAUCGCCCAUGCGGACAAGAACCUUCUGCCUGUAUACCUCGACGUGACGGCGGACCUCGACUCGCCCGUGAGCGUCUACCUCAAGCUCAUGCAGCACCAAGCGCCGGGCACGCAGUCGUUCCUCCUCGAGUCCAUCGCGCCCGGCGAGAACAUUGCGCGCUACUCGUUCAUUGGCACGAGUCCGUUCAAGAUUCUGACGUCGGGACCCAACUGCGCGUACCAAGGCGACCCGCUUGUGCAGCUCGAGGCGGAAAUGGCCGGCUUCCGCCUCAUUGCGCUGCCGGAGCUCGCGCUCCCAAUGACGGGCGGCGCCGUCGGCUACUGCAGCUUUGACGCGGUGCGCCACUUUGAGCCGACGGUCGGGCCGUUCGUUGAGGCGCAGAAGGACGUGUUCCAGAUCCCAGAGAGCAUGUACAUGCUCUUCGACACGGUCGUAGUCUUUGACCACGUGUUUCACUCGCUCAAGAUUGUGACGCACUGCCGACUCGACCAUCCAUCGCGGGACCUUACCGCCGAGUACGCAGCCGCGUCGGACCGCAUCCGCUCGAUCCAAGCGCAGAUCGAGUCACCGCUACCGCGGUCCUGCAGCAGCUCGCAUGUCAGCGACAAGAUCGUCGGCGACGCCCUCGACUACAACGCCAUGUCGAACGUCGGCGAAGCCGCUUACAUGAGCUUUGUCGAUACGCUCAAGCAGCACAUUGUGGACGGCGACAUCUUCCAAGCCGUGCCCUCCCACCGCCUCAACGUCCCGCUGCCCGAGAACGUCACGUCGUUCGACUUGUACCGGCAAAUGCGCGUGAUCAACCCGUCGCCGUACAUGUUCUACCUCAACUUUGGCGACGGUCUCGAGGUCGUUGGUGCAUCGCCCGAGAUGCUCGUCAAGGUCGACCAGAACGCCGUCGUCGAGACGCACCCGAUCGCGGGGACGCGCCACCGCGGCAAGACGCCGGCCGAGGACCAAGCGCUCGCCGACGAGCUCCUCGCCGACGAGAAGGAGCGCGCCGAGCACAUUAUGCUCGUGGACCUCGGCCGCAACGACGUCGGUCGCGUCGCUGUCCCAGGCUCGGUCCGAGUCGAGGCGCUCAUGGCGAUUGAAAAGUACUCGCACGUCAUGCACAUUGUGUCGGUCGUCAAGGGCCAGCUCCGGCAGGACAAGACCAUCUACGAUGCCUACCGUGCGCUCUUCCCCGCCGGCACGCUCACGGGCGCACCCAAGGUCAAGGCCAUGCAGCUCAUCUGCGGCCUCGAGAAGGAGCGCCGCGGUAUCUACGGCGGGUCGGUCGGCUACGUGAGCUUUGGCGGCGUCCUCGACACGGCCAUUGCGAUCCGAACGAUCGUCGUCCACGAUCGCCGCGCCUACUGCCAAGCCGGCGCUGGCAUCGUAUACGACUCCAACCCCGCCGCCGAGUACAACGAGACUAUCAUCAAGCUCGGGUCGGCGGUGCGCACCGUGCAAAAGUGUGCGCGGCAAAAGCAACUGUCAUAAUGUACAUACAUCGAUAUGGACGGUCGCUGCUGCGAAAUGGAGAAUGCGUAUGGGUACCGCCACUUGCAGCUGCUUGCUACUAUCGCCAAAGGUCGAGUGUCUUGACUGCAAGAGCGUUUUGUUGGUUUUUGGAAAAAUCGAGCUUCUGCCAUGUCCAAUGGGCUGGCGGCGUGCAUGACGUGGCACGACGCACGGGCUCCAAGGUGACGCGAAGGCAACCAAGGCGAUCCGACGACGACGCAUACCGUAUGCAUUAGACUACCGG